Messenger RNA from Jaculus jaculus (lesser Egyptian jerboa), 1532 nucleotides. RefSeq names its product coenzyme Q2, polyprenyltransferase (gene Coq2). NCBI's taxonomy places the organism in Eukaryota, Metazoa, Chordata, Mammalia, Rodentia, Dipodidae. The record is from RefSeq and is a predicted model, not a curated record. Gene Ontology annotation, biological process: ubiquinone biosynthetic process. Bases 1 to 1101 code for a protein of 366 amino acids. Gene Ontology annotation, cellular component: mitochondrial inner membrane. The transcript has 7 exons.
AUGCUGGGCCUGCGAGGAGGGAGGCUCGCGCGGGGCCUGCGGGCCGCGGCGCCGGCGUGGCCUCGGGGCCCGUGCAGCCGCUGCCUGGCCCCGGCGGGGGCGCCCCAAGCCCGGGACUGGCGGUGGCGGGAGCCGCCCGGGCGUGCGCUCAGCCUGUCGGCCGCGGCCGUGGUGAGCCGCGCGCCCCGCCCGCUGCAGCCGUACCUGCGGCUCAUGCGGCUGGACAAGCCCAUCGGAACCUGGCUCCUGUACUUGCCAUGCACCUGGAGCAUUGGCUUGGCUGCUGAGCCAGGUGGUUUUCCUGACUGGUACAUGUUGUCCCUCUUUGGCACUGGAGCCAUUCUGAUGCGUGGAGCAGGCUGUACUAUUAAUGACAUGUGGGACCGUGACUACGAUAAACAGGUUACAAGAACAGCAGAUCGCCCCAUAGCUGCUGGAGACAUUUCCCCCUUCCAAUCCUUUGUCUUCCUUGGGGGACAGUUGUCCUUGGCCCUGGGUGUCCUUCUGUGUCUGAACUACUACAGUAUAGUUCUGGGAGCAUCAUCCUUACUUCUUGUCAUCACCUACCCACUCAUGAAAAGAAUCACAUUUUGGCCUCAGUUAGCCUUGGGCCUGACUUUUAACUGGGGAGCUUUACUCGGAUGGUCUGCUGUCAAGGGUUCCUGCGAUCUGUCUGUGUGCCUGCCUCUUUAUUUUUCCGGAGUUAUGUGGACACUGAUUUAUGAUACUAUUUAUGCCCAUCAGGACAAAAAAGAUGACGCUCUGAUUGGUCUGAAGUCCACGGCGUUGCUGUUCAGAGAGAACACCAAGCAGUGGCUCAGUGGCUUUGGCAUCGCCAUGCUGGGGGCUUUGAGCCUGGUGGGCAUGAACAGCGACCAGACUGCCCCCUACUACACUGCUCUGGUAGUGGUAGGAGCCCAUCUGGCUCACCAGAUUUACACACUAGACAUCAACAGACCUGAGGACUGCUGGGAUAAAUUCACCUCUAACCGAACAAUAGGAAUACUCAUGUUUUUAGGAAUUGUGCUUGGGAAUUUGUGGAAAGAGAAGACAGAUAAAACUGGGAAGAAAAAAAAUGAAGAUAAUAGAAUAGAAAGCUAGCAGAUAAGACAGGCAUGAUGGUACACACUUCAACCCCAGCAGUUAGGAGGCAGAGGUAGGAGAAUCAUGAAUUCAAGACCAGCCUAACAACCUGUCAAAAUAAAGGGGGCAGGAGGUGGUAUAAUUAAAUCAGUUUUUACAUAGAGUUAUGAAACCAGAGUUUUAUAAAGCCUGAAGAUGGCCUUGAACUCACUUGUGAUCCUCCUACCUCAGCCUCCAGAGUGCUAGGAUUAAAGGUGUGUGCCACCAUGCCAGCUACUGUUAGGAUUUUAAUUCAUCUAUUUCCUAGCAAUGUCACCAAAACAAGGGACUCCUGGAUUUGAGUUGACCUUGAGUAUUUAAGUUAAUACAUUCUUCUAUUAUAAUUCUCAUGUGAAGUUUUGGGAGUCAUAAGACUUUUAGCACUUUAAAUAAACUUAACGUGUAUCUCA